Molecule: messenger RNA, 2772 nt
Organism: Onychostoma macrolepis
Lineage: Eukaryota; Metazoa; Chordata; Actinopteri; Cypriniformes; Cyprinidae
Gene: vimr2
Product: vimentin-related 2
Exons: 10
Coding region: 238-1407 (389 amino acids)
Biological process (GO): skeletal muscle organ development
Cellular component (GO): sarcolemma; cell-cell junction; Z disc
Source: RefSeq, a predicted model, not a curated record
UCUUCAAAGCUGAACUGUCAUUGUCCCAGUAUAACUGCUUUCUGAAGGAGUGGCCUCCAAUCUCUAAAUUGUUUCUGCUUCAUGUGAAAGGUUUAUUUUCUGACGCUGUUCCUCUAGUUAGUCCAUCUUGUGUUCAGUGAGAGAUCCCACAAGUGCUUGUGACAUUCUCAGCACCGGCAUCUAUAAAGACCCCCGGUUUGUGCGAUUGUCAUCUUUUCUUGCUUUCCUGCUGCUGUCAUGGCCCUGCUGAGAGUGUCUUCCUACCGUAAGCUGUUUGAGGAGGAGCGGUGGAGCCAGGCUGCAGGACGCUGUGGAGUCCAGGCCAGCUUCACUGCCAGGGGUGGAGUUUCAGUGCGUGAAUGUCCCGAGCUGGAUUUUGCUGCAGCUCGUGCCCUAAACAAGGAGGGUGUGGCACGAUUUGUCUAUGAACGCUCUGUCAUUGCUGCCCUCAACGAUCGCCUGGCCGGCCUUAUCGACGUGGUUCGGUGUCUAGAAGAGGAGAAUGAAUCUUUGGAGGCUGAGAUUAUUGAGCUGGAGGAGAGGCUGGGGUCAGAGCAGAUGUCCACCACCACCGUCAGCAUCAGCGGUCCUGUGGACUACAGUCUGGAGGCUGUGAUAGAGAGGCUACAGAAAGAGAAGGAGGAGAUUUUAUGCAACACGGAGGAGCUGAAGGGUGAGCUGCGGCGUCUGCAGAUGAAAUAUGAUCAGGUGGUUGAGCACAAGAGACUCAUCCAGCAAGAGCGAGAAGAUGUUUCUGUGGAGGUGGAUGCAAUUACCACUGACUGCCUGGCCCUUCGAGAGCAAGUGGCCAUCUAUGAGGAGCAGCUGGCUGCCAUGGAGAGGCAGCAUGAGACGAGGCUGGAGAAAUUGUGUGAGCCCAGGACUCCGGAUGAAGGUUCUCCUACUGUAUCCCUGCAGUUCCCCUCCUUUGAUAUCACUCCAGCCAUCAUGGGCAUCAAGGAGUAUUAUGGCACACUAGUUGAGAGCCUCAAGUUUGAGUUCAGAGCCUCGAGUGCUGCCGCCAUCGAUGCCGCAGGAAAGGAGAAGGAGGAGCAGCUGGCUGAGUUGACAGGAGGGAAAGUGAAGGACAUCUCCAAAGAGACUGACGUGAAUGUCCUCAAGAACUUGAUUGCAGAGCUGCAGAAAGAGGUGGCAGAGCUGGAGAAGCGUGGAGACGAGUUGGAGGCUGAAAUAGAAGCCAGGAAAGCCAAAUAUCUGGAGGAAAUAGAGAAGCUGGAGAAUUACAUUUGUCAGCUGGAGGAGGAGGAGGCUGAUCUUCAGUUCCAGAUGAAGGAUCAGAGUGGGGAUUAUGAAGAACUGCUGAAUCAGAAGAUGAAUCUAGACAUAGAGAUUGCUGCUUACAGGGGUUUGGUUGAAGAAGAGGAGGAGAGACUGAGCUGCCUGUAAGAUGUAAGAAGAGGUGAUGCUUUCUUCUGGACUGAAGCAAACACAAAGAAACACUAAAACCACAUACAAUUCAACCCUUAACAGCGAGUCUCACAAAUCAGGAAAGUAAAGAAAACAGCUGUCAGACACACUUAACCUUCUGAGCAGAUGUAAACCUUCACUGACAGAUGAACUUCAGGGAGUUCGUGCAAGCUCAUUGAUAACGGGUCAGUGGCAGGUAACCUCGGGUCUUCAAGAAUCACUGGAUCUGUGCAGCAGUGGGAGUGUGUUGAGAGUGAUGGGGGAUUUUCAGCACUGGAAUCUUCUAUUUGAAGUUUCAUAGUCCCUGUCACUGAAACACAUACAUACCCUACUGUUGAAAUGUUUGGGGUCAGUAAGAUUUAUUUUCUUUUUUUUUUAAGAAACACAGUACAGUUUAUGCAGCAAGGAUGCAUUAAACAAAAGUGAUGAUAAUGACAUUUAUAAUGUUACCAAAAACUUCUGUUUCAAAUAAAUGCUGAACGUUCUAUUAAUCAAAGAAUAAUUUUCAUGCAUAAUUUUCUUCCAAAAUAUUAAGCAGCACAACUCUUUUCAACAUUAAUAAUAAGAAAUGUUUCUUGAGCAUCAAAUCAGCAUAUUAGAAUGAUUUCUGAAGGAUCAUGUGACGCUGAAGACCGGAGUAAUGAUGCUGAUGAGAAAUUCAGCUUUGUGAACACAGGAAUAAAUUACAUUGUUAAAUAUACUGAAAAAAAAAAAAAGUUACUUUAAAUUGUAAUAUUUCACAAAGUUACCUUUUUUUUUUUUUUUAUCAAAUAAAUGCAGACUUGGUGAGUGUAAGAGACUUCUUUUAAUAACAUUAAAAUAAAUCUUACCAACCCCAAACUUUCCUUGUGCUCUGUUGAAUCUUAACCUUUCCUGUACGGUCCAAACAUUGUUUUAGAGCAUUUACAUGCACUUUAAAAGUUUCAGUCGGAAUAAAAAAAUAAUUUGUCUCUUUUUUUUUUUUACUGCUUUAGUCUGACUGAAAUUGCACCGGCACGGUUUUGUUGUUCGGACUCAUGAGACAUAGGUAAUGAAAUUGUUGCUUGAUUUCAUCCACCUUAUAUCCGCACUACCAGUGUAUUCAAUCCUUCAGAUAUUCAAUUACGUAUUUAUGUCAUGUAUACAUGGACAGAAAAGAAAAUGUAGCUUGACUAUUCAAAAUUAUGCCAAAAAAAAAGUUGGAUAUAAACUUACCGACGGACACUUAGUUAGACAAAAAUUGUCUUCAAUGUAAAAUUCAUUGACUUGUUGGACAUUUUGCCUGUCUUUUAUCAACUGCAGCUCGUUUUAAAUUGAAAAUACUGACUCUCUUUGAUGCAACAACUUACACCAUUUAAAUAAAUA